Clupea harengus (Atlantic herring) is the source of this 3407-nucleotide messenger RNA. RefSeq names its product cullin 1b (gene cul1b). Lineage: Eukaryota; Metazoa; Chordata; Actinopteri; Clupeiformes; Clupeidae. Gene Ontology annotation, biological process: ubiquitin-dependent protein catabolic process. The record is from RefSeq and is a predicted model, not a curated record. Gene Ontology annotation, cellular component: cullin-RING ubiquitin ligase complex. Gene Ontology annotation, molecular function: ubiquitin protein ligase binding.
CGCGAAAAACGUUCCAGCAGGUGACGACAGAGGGGUUGCAUGAGGAGUGUGAUUCCCAAACUAAACACAGAGGGAGAGGGCACACUCUUGCUAUCACUAGGAUGUGUACGGUCUGAACUGCGUGAACAGGCAAGACAAACAUCACAAGAAUGAUUACCUGGUGAAACAGGCACUGCAAGCACUCAGAAGUCUUUCAGUCCCCUGCGCCACUGAUUUGACCCGUCAUUGGAAGAACACGGCAGAACAUUUUGAUUCUCUUCAGAGGUUCCCUGGAAAACAUGAGCCGGAUGGGGGAGAGCGCCUGAAACGCCGUCUUUGUUUCCGAGGAGCCGACAGAAACAGGGACAGACACGGGAGGAGGAGGAGGUGGUCAGCGUGCUAGCGAGACGGACCAUGUCGUCCAACAGGAACCAGAACCCCCACGGGCUGAAACAGAUUGGGCUGGACCAGAUCUGGGAUGACCUGCGGGCCGGCAUCCAGCAGGUGUACUCGCGGCAGAGCAUGGCCAAGUCGCGCUACAUGGAACUCUACACACAUGUUUAUAAUUACUGCACGAGCGUGCACCAGUCCAACCAGGCCCGCGGGGCCGGCGCCCCGGCCUCCAAGCCCUCCAAGAAGACCCCCACUCCAGGAGGAGCCCAGUUCGUGGGCCUGGAGCUCUAUAAACGACUGAAGGAAUUCCUGAAGAACUACCUGACGGACCUACUCAAGAAUGGGGAAGACCUGAUGGACGAGAGCGUGCUGAAGUUCUACACGCAGCAGUGGGAGGACUACCGCUUCUCCAGUAAAGUGCUCAACGGCAUCUGCGCCUACCUCAACAGACACUGGGUGCGCCGCGAGUGCGACGAGGGCCGGAAAGGCAUCUACGAGAUCUACUCACUUGCCUUGGUGACGUGGAGAGAUUGUUUAUUUAGACCCUUAAACAAGCAGGUGACCAAUGCCGUGCUGAAACUCAUUGAGAAAGAGCGCAAUGGCGAGACCAUCAAUACUCGACUCAUCAGUGGAGUCGUCCAGUCCUAUGUGGAGCUUGGCCUGAAUGAAGACGAUGCCUUUGCGAAGGGCCCCACAUUGUCUGUGUACAAAGAGUACUUUGAGAGCCAGUUCCUGGCAGACACGGAGCGCUUCUACACAAGGGAAAGCACAGAGUUCCUGCAACAGAACCCCGUCACCGAAUACAUGAAAAAGGCGGAGACACGGCUGCUGGAUGAGCAGCGGCGUGUGCAGGUUUACCUCCACGAGAGCACACAGGACGAGCUGGCACGCAAGUGUGAGCAGGUGCUCAUCGAGAAACACCUGGAGAUCUUCCACACAGAGUUCCAGAACCUUCUGGAUGCAGACAAGAAUGAAGAUCUUGGCCGCAUGUACAACCUUGUCUCUCGCAUCACGGAUGGCUUGGGUGAGCUGAAGAAGCUUCUGGAAACGCACAUCCACAACCAGGGCCUCGCUGCCAUAGAGAAGUGUGGGGACGCGGCUCUCAACGACCCCAAAAUGUAUGUGCAAACAAUACUGGACGUGCACAAGAAGUACAACGCCCUGGUCAUGUCAGCUUUCAACAACGAUGCAGGCUUUGUGGCGGCACUGGACAAGGCGUGUGGGAGGUUCAUUAAUAACAAUGCUGUUACCAGGAUGGCACAGUCCUCCAGUAAAUCCCCUGAGCUACUGGCCAGAUACUGUGACUCUCUGCUCAAGAAGAGCUCCAAGAAUCCCGAGGAGGCUGAACUGGAGGACACGUUAAACCAAGUGAUGGUGGUGUUCAAGUACAUCGAGGACAAAGACGUGUUCCAGAAGUUCUACGCUAAGAUGUUGGCCAAGCGACUGGUGCACCAGAACAGUGCGAGUGACGACGCAGAGGCCAGCAUGAUCUCCAAACUGAAGCAAGCAUGUGGUUUUGAGUAUACCUCCAAACUGCAGCGUAUGUUCCAGGACAUCGGAGUCAGCAAAGACCUCAAUGAACAGUUUAAGAAGCAUCUAUCAAACUCCGAGCCGCUAGACUUGGACUUCAGCAUCCAGGUGUUGAGCUCCGGUUCCUGGCCCUUCCAGCAGUCCUGCACUUUUGCUUUACCAUCUGAGCUGGAACGAAGUUACCAAAGAUUCACAGCCUUCUACGCCAGCAGACACAGCGGGCGCAAGCUCACCUGGCUCUACCACCUGUCUAAAGGAGAGCUGGUCACCAACUGCUUCAAGAACAGAUACACCCUGCAGGCCUCCACAUUCCAAAUGGCCAUCCUCCUGCAGUUCAACACAGAGGACAUCUACACAGUGCAGCAGCUCACCGACAGCACACAGAUCAAAACGGACAUUUUGGUGCAAGUUUUGCAAAUCCUUCUGAAGUCGAAAUUGCUGGUCCUAGAUGAUGAGAAUGCCAAUGUGGAUGAAGCGGACUUCAAACCUGACACUGUGAUAAAACUGUUCUUGGGAUACAAGAACAAGAAGUUGCGUGUGAAUAUCAACGUGCCCAUGAAGACCGAGCAGAAGCAGGAACAAGAGACCACCCACAAGAACAUAGAGGAGGACCGCAAACUCCUCAUACAGGCUGCUAUCGUCAGAAUCAUGAAGAUGAGAAAGCUUCUCAAGCAUCAGCAGCUCCUGGCAGAGGUGCUGAACCAACUGUCCUCUCGCUUCAAGCCUCGUGUUCCUGUCAUCAAAAAAUGCAUCGAUAUCUUAAUAGAGAAGGAGUACCUGGAGCGCGUUGAUGGGGAGAAGGAUACCUACAGUUACUUGGCUUAAAUGUUUUAAUUUUUUUUUCUUCAGUUAUUAUAGUUUUCAAGUCAGGAAAAUUCAUUCCUGGCAACUUUUUUUGUUCGAUGUUGCAAGGAAUGUGCGCACAGGAGAGGAAUCUUUAUCUACGGAGGGUUUGCGCUUCAAAUCCUUACUGCUGCUGUUGACGUCCAUGCAGCAGCAGAGCUGGACCUCCCUUUAAGGUAAAGAGGUUUGGGGCCGGGGGUAGAUGCUGCCAGUCUAACCCCCCUACAACCCUCUCCCCCAACCCUCCACACGAACUGCUCAGGACUACCACAAACACAGCGAUCAUCUGUACAUAUGUACAUGGACCCCCCCCCUUAAAGCCCCCCUCACCUUUACAGUCUAAAGCCCAUCUGCUGGGUUGCAUGCUACUGCCUAUCAGUGAAAGGAAAUUUAAGAAGGAAAAAACAGAAAAGAAAGAUGGGUGUCAGCCGCCGCCGAGACUCUUCUCUAUGACAGAUGGCUGCUACGGCUGCACGAGGGGACAUGAGGGAUGGAAUGGUGAAAAUAAAACAUUGUGAAUUGACAGUUUUGCAGCACUUUUGAGUCCGAUGUAGGCCGUUAGAAACCGUAACCUGACUUUGUUACCUGCUCCAAGGAAACCCCAUUUGUAUAGUGUGGUUCAUUUUUUUAAUGUGUUAAAUAAUAAAGAAAACCUUUCUGUA